Messenger RNA from Clunio marinus, 718 nucleotides. NCBI's taxonomy places the organism in Eukaryota, Metazoa, Arthropoda, Insecta, Diptera, Chironomidae. The record is from the annotation of a GenBank genome assembly.
ACUCAUUCGUCAUUUCUGUUCUGAGCAUUCGGUUUCAGAAAAAAGAAUGAUCGUGCACAAUAUCGCUUUGUUAUUAACUUUAGCAUUUGUGUCAACAGCUUCUGCUGCUUUACAAUGCGUAAGUGGAUGCUGGCAUAACAAUGUCUUCUAUCCUGUUGGUUCAACUGUGACAUGCCCGGUUAUAUCUCAAAAUUGCAUUGGUCGUGAUAUCCCUGGCCAAUGUUGUCCCGAAGAAUUUUGUGGCUGUACCAGAAACGGAAUCGACUAUAAAAUUGGAGAUGAAGUUCCUAGCUUUGAUACUUGUAAUACUUGUUGGUGUGAUAGCAAUUUACCCCAACCGAAUAAUAUCGACUGUACCGAAGAAUUUUGUGGUUGUAUCAGAAACGGAAUCGAAUAUCAAGAUGGAGAUGAAGUUCCUAGCCUUGAUACUUGUAAUACUUGCUGGUGUGAUGGCACUUCAUCCCCACCUAAUAAUAUCUACUGCACCGAAAUUGCUUGUACUUCUGAACCAACAGAAGGUCCUGAAACUCCUGAACCAGCUUGAUUCAUGUAUUACUUGCUGGUGUGCUGGAAAUUUAACUGCUUACACCAAAAUUUAUAUUCCUUAAAUUCAAGAAGGAAUUUUUCAAAAAAUAGUUCUUAUUAUUUUACAGUCGUUGACGUAUACUUAAUGCAAUUUCGAGCUUAAACUUUCAAAUAACCAUUUUAAUGAGCAGCU